UCUCUUAUGCACGCGACGGUCGCCAUUUGUGAACGAUUUGUGAGAAUGUUUGUAGGGCUGAGUAGUGUGUGGAUUUAUUGCUCAAAUCUUUAGUUGCGUGACCAGAUGUGACCUACACCUAGUGUACGCACAUCAGGAUAUCAGGGAGAGUGUUUUCUAUUUUAUUUUGUGACUUAAAAAACCACACAGAUGGAAAACUUAGUUCGUUUUGCGUCUAGCGGCGCCACGGGAAUGGAAAACGAUCAACAAAGGCUCAUGCACCAGGGUCCUGGCACUAUGGCCAGUGUUAUGCCCCAGCAGACUGUGUACGACCAGAAUAUGCAGUCUGGUGAUCCCGACCAAAGAAAACAAGAAAUUGGUGACAUUUUACAACAAAUUAUGACCAUAACCGACCAAAGCUUAGACGAAGCACAAGCAAGGUGGGUCGACAGGAAACAUACUCUGAACUGUCAUCGCAUGAAACCAGCCCUGUUUAGCGUUUUGUGCGAGAUCAAAGAAAAGACAGUAUUGAAUAUUCGAAACACACAGGAGGAGGAGCCACCGGAUCCACAACUGAUGAGGCUAGACAACAUGCUGAUUGCCGAGGGUGUGGCAGGUCCAGAAAAAGGGGGUGGUUCUUCUGCAGCAGCCAGUGCCACCGCAGCAGCUUCUGGAGGCCAGCCAGAUAGUGCUAUCGAACACUCUGACUAUCGUGCCAAACUUGCCCAGAUCAGACAAAUCUAUCACACCGAAUUAGAAAAAUACGAACAGGCUUGUAAUGAAUUCACCACCCAUGUUGUUAACUUGCUCCGAGAGCAGUCGCGCACUCGACCAAUUGCACCGAAAGAGAUUGAGAGAAUGGUCAGCAUUAUUCGAAAGAAGUUCUCAGCGAUCGAGAUGCAGUUGAAACAAAGCACGUGUGAAGCUGUUAUGAUUUUACGAUCACGUUUCUUGGAUGCUAGGCGGAAACGUCGGAAUUUCAGCAAACAAGCUACUGAAGUUUUGAAUGAAUAUUUCUACUCACACUUGAGCAACCCAUAUCCAUCUGAGGAAGCUAAAGAGGAACUUGCUAGGAAAUGUGGAAUUACUGUGUCACAGGUUUCUAAUUGGUUUGGCAACAAGAGAAUCCGCUAUAAGAAGAACAUUGGCAAGGCUCAAGAGGAAGCCAACAUGUAUGCAGCGAAGGCAGCCUCGGCAGCGGCAUCCCAGGGAGCCAUCUCUAGUGAUGUGGCAGCUCCAGGGGCCGCAGGCUUUAACCAGUCUGGAAUGUACAUGAAUCUGAAUGGAGAAAGCUAUCCAGGAGGGGAUAACUCGGUAGGCGCUAAUGUUCAAUCUCAGGUGAAUGCAUUGCGGCAUGUUAUCUCACAGACCGGUGGCUUUCCACCUGACGGCAUUCCCAGCUCCACCGGCAUGUAUGAUCCGCACGUUCAACAGGUAGGAGCAUUACAAACCAGUAUUGUUGGUGACCAGUCAUCCUCCACAGCAGAGCAUGCCAAUACCACUAAACUGGAACCAAGGUGGUCUGCUACCGAAAAGAACUUAAUGUACGCGGACAAUGGACAGGUGUAUGAUGAUGAAGAGGACGAUGAUGAUGAGGAGGAGGACAGCUCUCCAACAAAGCAGUCUGAGCUAUGAAAUCACUAAUGACAUGCAGGGUUUCUGCCAGAGGGUACGAAGGGUAAAAUUACAUACCAGUACUCUAAAAUCUGGAAAAUUCAUGGAUACAUUUUUAUAAUUCUCAGAAAGAUUAUAGUAACUGAACUGCUGUUUACAAAGUACAUGCAAUGCAGUGUCCAAUUUCAAAUAAUUUCAAACCCAGGGCUAGCUCUGGCACUCGCUAAAUUCGCCAGUAGUUUGGCCGAAUAAUUUCAUGUAAUAAUUUACAUUUCUCAGAAAAUAACUGGCAAUUUUUUAAGUUUAAUAGGCAAUUUGGCGAAUUGUUUUGCUCACCCAGAGUUAGCCCUGAAACCCAUAAUCACCUAGAAUUAUGAUCUGUUUUGCUCACCCAGAGUUAGCCCUGAAACCCUCCAGCCACCAACACAACUGCCCAAUAAAUGGCUUAAAACCAAAGAUGAUAUGAACAUGAAUUUAUAUCUUUGUAUGCAGAAUGCUAUAAUUAUUUAUACAAAUAUACUAGUAUAUAUACUUGCCACAAAAGAUGGGAGUGCUUUUAACAGUACCAGUUUUCAGUAUUUAUACAUAGGAUUUGCUUAGUGUGGUGUACAUAAUAUAACCGACUGCUUGCAAUAGUUAAAGUUUAAUCAAGAGGUUUCUAAUUAUUUUAGAUGCGGUUUUAAAUUAAUGUUAUUUAUGCAUACUGUUGUCCAUGCUAGGUUAUUACAUAGCAUUUAUUCAUUCACCAUUGCUGUCGGUUAAAAAAUUAUUAUGAGAAAAUCAUUUGUAUAUACCAGGAAUAGAAGAAAAAACUCCCAAAUUUUUAUCACAUUUUGUAUUUUAAUUCCUAGUGUAUCGUUAGGAGAAGCAUUUCCUCCAUCAGUUUAAUUUUUACUAUAAAAUGGCAGUUUAAUCUUAUGACAGAAUAUUUUUGAAAAAAAAUUGAAGAUGGAAGGGAUGGGUUAUAAUGUAUUACAUCUCUAAAACACUCCACAAAUAAGGCAUUGAAAUAAGCAUUGUGCUGAUUUAUUAUCAUAACUUACAGACCUGUUAACCUAUAGGUUAAAACACAAUUAUGAAGUUUACAAUCCCCAUCAUCAUUUCUUCACACACAGGCUAAUACUUUAUUAUCCACUCCGAUUAUAAUCAGCUUCCAUUGUACCAAUACUUGUACAUGUAUAUAAUUUAUAUUUAAAUAGCACACUGAUCAAAAGUUAGGUGGUGUUUGUUAAAAAAAAGAAAAGAGCAGAAUGAAGUACCAUUGUGGACUAUCUUAACAUGUUGUAACCUCCUGAUAACAAUGGGGACACGUCCCUCAACAUCAAACUCUGGGGACCUGUCGACGGCCUCCGGAAGACGGCAAACUUCAUCACCACAUCUGGAUUACUGAUAUGACGGCCGUAAAAAGAUUAAAUACAGAAGAAGAAGAUGAAUAAUGGUUUUGGACUUCUUUCGAUGCCCAUGAAAUCAAUUCAGUGACACGGUUUUACACCUGAAACUGGACAAUCAUUUAAUGUUUAAAUGAAGAAUUUACUUAAUUAUUAGUAGUUAGCUGGCAUUUGACUGUCAGUUAUUGUUAAAAAGAUUUGUGUGCUUACUGUGCAACAUUCAAAUGAAUAAACUGUUUUAUGUUUUU
Molecule: messenger RNA, 3229 nt
Organism: Gigantopelta aegis
Lineage: Eukaryota; Metazoa; Mollusca; Gastropoda; Neomphalida; Peltospiridae
Product: pre-B-cell leukemia transcription factor 1-like
Exons: 9
Coding region: 190-1614 (474 amino acids)
Biological process (GO): embryonic organ development; animal organ morphogenesis; neuron development
Cellular component (GO): nucleus
Molecular function (GO): RNA polymerase II cis-regulatory region sequence-specific DNA binding; DNA-binding transcription factor activity, RNA polymerase II-specific
Source: RefSeq, a predicted model, not a curated record